AUGCUUAGACGCCUCUCAGCAACGCCAUGUCCGAAUGAUCCGAUAUGGCAACAGCCGAGACCUGGUUCGCAUGGGGACCAGACCGAGGACUUAACGGCCAAUGUGGACUUCACAACAGAAUUCAAAGCAUCGUUUCGGCACGUGAAGCCUCGUCGCCCGCCAAGACCACAGAAGGCGCCAAACAUCGGCUUUACGAUCCAUGAAGAUGUUGAGCUACGCCUCGAUGGUAGCCAGCCUGAUCGCGACGAUAAAGGAACAACCACAACGCGUCCGCCAGCGGAUGACAGAAAGGUCAUGGAGCCGAACCGCCGGGUGAGCUUUAGCUUGGACCAUCUUCGAGGCCAGCCAGCAAUUGAGCCACCUCAGACCUCAGGUCUCGCAAAAGCACCUCGCCGGCAAUCUAUCCGAAUGGAGCCCAAGACAGAUGUCCAAGUCGCGCCGAACGUCUCGACCAAAAUCGCAAAGCCGGCGCGUCGCGGAACAAUUUUCAUUCCCUCAGACGACACGACUAUGCCCACGAUGUUCAUGGAUAUCUUUUCGCCUUUGAAAGGCCAUGGCGCAGAGUCCUUUGUAGAGAAUGCCGGCGAUCCCAACCUGACAGGGCUCGCGCUGCAGAUGGCCCAAAAACGUGGGAGACGAUCGUCUGUCCUUGCAAUGAGCCCUAAGCGCGCUCCGUUGAACCUGUCACAACGCCCCCUGCAACCGGCGGCCAUCGUCACAGACCGACCUGGUCAUGGUCCAGGAAAGGAGAAUCGACCACCAGGUCACGAAAAAAAGGCACUGAAGAAGAUGAGACCAUCAAUGGCACCUACUAGGCCGCCGCGGGUCAGUCUACGAGACAACACUGGCUCCGGACCUCCACCUGCGCCACGAACAUCGCGGCUGUUCGAGCCGACCGCGAGCUCUGCAGCUCGUCUCACCCAAGUUAAGCGAAAACAGCCUGUUCCUAAGACCACCUGGAACUCGAAUUUCCUCUUGCCGAGACCGAAAUCAGAGAUUAGCACAAGCCCCGACUUUGGUCAAGGCCCCGAGGACCAAAUCUCGGAGAUGUCUGUCACCAAACGGCCACCGGUUCCUUCUCGCUUUGUCGUGCCAUCAGUGCAACAACCUGAGUGCCAGGGUUAUGCAUUCGUACCAGAAGGUGUAGCAGACACUUCUAUGUAUGAGGACAACUGGCUCGGACAACAGGAGAUAGCUAUAACUCAGCUUCUCAACAACUUGUUCAGCGCCGCAUCUCUAAGCAAGUCACACGAGCCCGCAGGUGAUCUAGAUCGCUUGCGAUUGCUAGAGAUGUAUGGCAGUAACGAGAUGUCUGUGCUCUACAAGCGCUUGCAGGCAUCUCUGGCGCAUGGCCCUCUCAGCCUAGGCGGAGAAGGUGCUUUGCGUGGUCAGCAGCUUAACAGCGAUCUUGCCAAGCGCAGAUCUUUUGUCGAAUUCUGGGUUCAUACCUAUACUCCGCAACUGCUGCGACUAGGUCUCGAAGUGGUCAUUGGUAGAGUCGUACCAUUACGGACAAGUGGGCCACUAAGUGGUGAUGUACAGAUCAGUGGACAGAACACCAGUUCCAACCCUGUGCAGCGUUUCAUCGAAAAGUUUCUGAUUCGUAAUGAGGACAUUCGGAAUGAGGACGAGCGAGGCGACCGCGACGUCACGCGACCUCUCAAGAACAUCGAUUACGUGGUCAGCCAUGAGCAGUACCCACUUCAGGAGUACGAGUACAAGGUCAAGAAUUUGGCGGUGGACAUUCGGGAUGGAGUUCGUCUCACGCGACUGAUCGAACUUCUCUUAUAUCGAGGUGCUUCACAGGCGCUCAACUAUGGUCGAGAUCUGGACGCGACAACAAAUAUCACGAUAAACUCUGGUCAGACGAUCUGUCUAGCCGAGGGAAACCAGGACUGGCCAAUUUCACAACACCUCAAGGUGCCUUGUGAUAGUCGUACGAUCAAGCUAUACAAUGUCGACUUAGCACUUGCUUCGCUGCGCGAAGUUAGAGGGAUCAGUGGGUACCUGAAAGAAGUGACUGCGGCCGACAUCGUCGAUGGAUUCCGGGAGAAGACUGUCCGUCUACUGUGGCUGUUGUGCAGCAAGUAUGGCCUUGGGAGCCUGGUCGACGAUAAUGAUCUCAAAUCGGAAAUCAAGCGCUUAGGACAAGCACAAGGCAAAGUCGGCAGUUCUUACCUCGCCAGCUUCGAGAUCGAAGAAGACGCCGACGACAACUUUCUCUACCUUAGGAGCAGUCUUCGUGCUUGGGUCAAAGCUGUCGCUGCGUCUCGAGGUUUGCGUGUGCGCAACUUCACCGAUUUCGCUGAUGGUCGGAUUUUCGAUGCCAUUGUCUCAGAGUACGAGGCCUACAUGCCUGGCGGUAUUGUCCCUGCAGUUUCUGGUGAGCUCUCCUAUCGCCUCAAACGAUUGGGUUGCAGCAAUGACUUCGCCAAUCUCUUCUCGUCUCGGACGUCGCGACAUGAACAGCAACAUGAGAUCUUUGACCGAGACUUUGUGCUAGCAUCGGUUGCUUUCUUGGCCUCGCGGCUUUUACGACCGACCAAGGCCACUCGGGCGGCUGUCACCUUGCAGCGAGCCUGGCGACGCAAGCUCGAACGCAUCGUAGCGAGCCGCAAGGUCGUUCUGCGAACACUGGCUGCAGAGUGCGCUCGGCACAAGCGUUUUCUCCAAGCAAAGAUGACUAUAUGGCGGACAUGGGGCAAAUACCGCGCAAGAACGGCUGAACGCUCGCGCGCGGCAACAUCUCGUUCAGCCGAGGAGGAUGUUUGGCUGUCUCUCUGA
Molecule: messenger RNA, 2784 nt
Organism: Cyphellophora attinorum
Lineage: Eukaryota; Fungi; Ascomycota; Eurotiomycetes; Chaetothyriales; Cyphellophoraceae
Exons: 2
Coding region: 1-2784 (927 amino acids)
Biological process (GO): spindle organization; establishment of meiotic spindle localization; mitotic cell cycle
Cellular component (GO): spindle pole
Molecular function (GO): protein binding
Source: RefSeq, a predicted model, not a curated record